GACCGGGAGUUGGUAAGUGACGUUUGGAAGACGACAAUCUGCAGCGAGAUAACUCAGACCAUAAGCAUUAUAACACCAGCUAUCACUUUUCUCACACCAUUUCUUGUGGACUUGGAGUGUGGAUAUUCUGGAUGGACAUCACAAUAUAUCAAGCUGUAA
This is a messenger RNA of Aaosphaeria arxii CBS 175.79, 159 nucleotides long. RefSeq lists its product as uncharacterized. The annotation marks the transcript as partial. The transcript has a single exon. The record is from RefSeq and is a predicted model, not a curated record. Lineage: Eukaryota; Fungi; Ascomycota; Dothideomycetes; Pleosporales.